AUAUAUACGUGUGUAGUCUCGUGUGAUAUACUACUGAGGGUGCUGCUAUUGGUACCUCGGCUCCUAUUUCUCCUCCUCCUCCUACUACUACUACUACUAUUACUACUACUACUACUACUACUACUACUACUACGACUAUUGCUGGUGUUGCGGUUAAGUGGCUGAGUUACUUCAUCCAGCAAAGUGACAGCAGCGGCGAAGAGUAAUUAGCGUGGAAAGGUGCGAAUUCUUCCGAGGUGAGUGAAAAGGGAUGACAGGAGAGGAGAGAGGAGAAGAGAAGAAGAGAAAACGAAGCACAAGAGGAAGAAGAAGGAAAAAACACACAUCAAACAUCGACACCAAUUAACACACACACGCACGCACACACACACUCCCGUUCGUAAAUGCAUCAAGCACUUCUCUCUAACUGAAGAAAAAAGGACACGUUGAGAGAGGAAAGGAAAUAGAAAAUAGGAAAAAACAGUGACAGAGAAAACGAUACAAAAAAGAAAUAAGGAAAAUAAAAACAGUGAAAGAGAGAGAGAAAAGACAAAUAAAAGGGGAAAACAAAAACGAAACGAUAAAACUAACAUCACCUUUUCCUUUUCCUCUUCUUUUUCUUCCUUUUCCUAUACUUCAAGAGCGACAAAGAUGAGGAAACAAAACAUCUCCUUCCUCCCCCUCCACCUCUCCUUCGUCCUUGUCCUCCUCUUCGUCAGUUCCAUACAGGCAUCGAAGUCCAACACCUUGCAGAACUCCAAAAGAAAGGACGCGAUUGGAGUACCACCACCAGCACCACCACCACUAGAAGGGCGUUACCGUACUGCCCAGGACAACCAUAUACCGACAGGGCAGGGGAAGGAUGAAGCGGUGGGCAUGGAGAAGGCAAAAGGGCAAGGCGUCAAAGUACCAUAUGGGCAGGAAGGAGAGAGUCUGACGAAAGGGCAAGGAAUAGGACAGGAACAUAAAAUCGGACAAGCAGAAGAAGGGAAACUAAAGCAGGAGGGAAAACAAGAACAAGGAGAGGGAACGAUAACAAGGAAAGGAGAAGCAGGAAACGGAGAACAAGGACAAGGCCACGAAGGAAAGCAGGCGAGAACAGAGAAAGGAAAAGAAGGGGCAGGAACCGAACCAGAGAUGAUAGAGGAACAAGCCCACGAGACGAGACGGAAACCAGUACCGCAACCUAACCAAAGCCAACGCGAUAUACCGAGAAACGAGGCAGAACAAGAAUCCAACCCCCCACAAGAAGGAUCAAGAACCGAGGGAGUGGGACAAGCAGAAGGGGAGAAGAACAUCGGGGGAGUGGUGACGGACGGCGAAGCGACAAAUCAAAACAAAGAAGUCGCACCAACCUCCCAAGGACAGAAGGACGCCAACAACGGGACACUGGCAGGGCAGGAGACGAGGCCGAACGAUAGAUUCUUGACGCCAUCCCUGAAGAGGCACUACGAGGCGUGGAUGAGGAGGAUCAUGCAGAGUGAUUACGUGAAAAAUAAGACCAGACAGGGACACGGACGAGGACGGAAAUUCGAAAGUGAAAGAAAGGCGAGGAAAAAAGACGCGAGUAAAGAUGAGGAUGAGAGAAGAGGAAGGAAAAAUGAGAUAGCAGAGGAUGAGGAUGAAAUGGAGGAAGACGAAGACGAGGAAGAGGAUAACGAGGAAGAGGAGGAGAGUCAAGAGGAAGAGGAAAGAAAGGAGAGGAAACAAGACGUGAAUAAAGAUGAGGAUAAGAGAAGAGGAAGGAAAAAUGAGAUAGAAGAGGAUGAGGAUGAAAUGGAGGAGGAUGGCGAGGAAGAGGAGGAGAGUCAAGAGGAAGAGGAAAGAAAGAAGAGGAAAAGAGACGUGAAUCAAGAUGAGGAUAAGAGAAAAACAAGGAAAAAAGAGUUACGAGAGGAUGAGGAUGAAAUAGAAGAAGAGGAGGAGGAAAACAAGAGUAAAAAAGAAGAGGAGGCGAAUCAAGCGGAAGAGGAAAGACCCAUUAAGCUGCAGAAGAGGUCAAGGGCCAUCAAUAAGGUAGUCAUCCCUGGAAAGAAAACGGACAUUCCUCAACCAAAGAAAGUGGACGAGUCAUGUGAAUGCGGUCAUUACAACGCACGGCAGGCAAGAAUCGUCGAAGGGAGAGAGACGAACAAACACCACUACCCAUGGAUGGUGUCAGUCCAGGUGGCAAAGGGUCGCAUCCACUUUUGCGGCGCCAGCAUCAUCACGCGAGAGUUCGUGAUGACGGCUGCCCACUGCUCGUACGGGUUUUUCCCCUUCGAGUUGGUGGUAAGGGUCGGCGAUCACAAUCUUGCCGUGAAAGAGAGCUCGAGGGAGAAAACAGUCAUGGUGGCGAACAUCAUCGAACACCCAAGAUACGACAUCGACACCACCGACAACGACAUCUCACUCCUGCGGCUGGCGGAGGAGCUGGCCUUCACGUGGCGGGUCAGCCCCAUUUGCCUCACGCCGCCCAACUUCACGUUUUACAAGGAGACAGUGAAGGUCAUGGGCUGGGGACGCCGCUUCGUGGAUGACACAGCUAGAGCCACGAUUCUGAGACACGUUGAUUUGAAAGUGCUGCCAAUGUACAAAUGUCGCUACAACUUUCUGCUGGAGUCUGAAGAGGUGACGAGCAAGAUGUUCUGCGCGGAGGGCGGCAAGAAGGACACAUGCCAGGGUGACUCCGGUGGGCCUCUCGUGUACCUGGAGCAUACCCAGAACAGGUACUUCCUCGUGGGCGUCACCAGCUGGGGCGUGGGGUGUGGUCUACCUAAGUACCCUGGAGUCUACACCAAGGUCUCGAAGUUCCUGGAGUGGGUAUAUGAGCAAACGAAGGACACUCCCUACUGCGCCAGCUACUCGCCGAAGCCCGACCGGAAGAAGGUGAUGAUGCUGAAGAAGAAGAAGAAGAACGGCAACGGGAAGAGGAGGAAGACGGGGCUACGAUGGAAGAAGGGAAGGACCAUGUGGAGGUAUGAGGAGAUCGGUAAAAAGGAGAAUGAGGUAAAGCAGAGGAGAGACGGAAAGAUGAUGGAGGAGGAAGAAGGGAAGAAGAAUGGAAAGAGGAAGGAGAGGAGAGGGAAGUUGAUAAAGGAGGCAAGAGGAAAGAAAAGUAAGAUGGAAGAGGAAACAAACAGGAACAGGAUAAAGACGAGGAAAGGAAAGAUAGCGAAAGAGGAGAAAGGGAAGGGAAAACGAAGGCUGACGAAGGAAAGGGGAAAGAAUAACACGCAAGAUGGAAUGAAAAGAAGAAGAAAGAAGAAGAUGAUGAAGGAGAGAGCAAGGAAAGAACGUGGGAAGAAGAAGAGGAGGGAGGGAGAGGGAGGAGAAUAGAGGAAAAGAUUGACGGGGGAAGGAAGAAGGAAGGUGAAGGAGGACGGAGAAGGGAGGAAAACCGGACGAAUGGAGAGAAAAGGAGAAGAAAGGAGAGAAAGUGAGAGGAAGGAGGAGAGAAGAAACAGACUCAGUGGCAGACGAGGAAGCAAAACAGAAGAAGAAGAAGACAAAGACGACGAUGAAGAGGAGGAGGAGGAGCAGGAGGAUAAAGAGGAGGAGGAGGAGGAGGAGGAGGAGGAAUGAGUCAAUACCAGAAGCAAAAAUAAGAUAUAAUGGACAGAAGAUAAG
Eriocheir sinensis (Chinese mitten crab) is the source of this 3588-nucleotide messenger RNA. RefSeq lists its product as uncharacterized. The transcript is spliced from 9 exons. Lineage: Eukaryota; Metazoa; Arthropoda; Malacostraca; Decapoda; Varunidae. Gene Ontology annotation, molecular function: serine-type endopeptidase activity. Gene Ontology annotation, biological process: proteolysis. Bases 631 to 3297 code for a protein of 888 amino acids. The record is from RefSeq and is a predicted model, not a curated record.